Molecule: messenger RNA, 1738 nt
Organism: Rhinopithecus roxellana (golden snub-nosed monkey)
Lineage: Eukaryota; Metazoa; Chordata; Mammalia; Primates; Cercopithecidae
Gene: TMEM140
Product: transmembrane protein 140
Exons: 2
Coding region: 279-806 (175 amino acids)
Source: RefSeq, a predicted model, not a curated record
GAAACGAAAGUGAAAUCAGCUGAUAGUGACAUCAGUCAGAACAAAUGUACCAAAGUUCAGAGAGCUGUUUACUAGGCACAACUGUGAAUGCGAGAGGGCACCAGCUCAAGGCUGCAUCCUCCUGCCAUUUCCCUUCCACUCCUCCUUUCUGGAGUCUGACAUUAGAAAGCCAGCGAGAAGGAAGAUUCAAAUAACCAACCCUAAUUUCCUGCUUCUCCUUUUCAUUGUUCCUGUCGGCUCUUCACCUGCUUUCUGUCCCCCCGCAGAGGGCAGGAGAGAUGGCCAGGCCAAGGCCUCAGUGGGGCAACCAGCUGCUGUUCGUGAGCAUCAUUGUCCUCACAGUUGUGGUCAUCUGCCUGAUGUUCUACGCUCUCUUCUGGAAGUCUGGGAACCUCACUGACCUGCCCAACCUGAGAAUAGGCUUCUACAACUUCUGCCUGUGGAAUGAGGAUGCCGGCACCCUACAGUGUCACCAGUUCCCUGAGCUGGAGGCCCUGGGGGUGCCUCCGGUUGGCCUGGCCCUGGCCAGGCUUGGUGUGUAUGGGGCCCUGGUCCUCACCCUCUUUUCCUUCCAGGCUCUCCUCCUAGCCUGGUGCAAUGGUAAUGACAGAUUGUGGCAGCUAGCGGUGGGCUUCCUGGCUGUGUCCUCCGUGCUGCUGGCCGGCGGCCUGGGCCUCUUCCUCUCCUAUGUGUGGAAGUGGGUCAGGCUCUCCCUCCCGGGGCCUGGGUUUCUAGCUCUGGGCAGCGCCCAGGCCUUACUCAUCCUCUUGCUUAUGGCCAUAGUUACGUUCCCUCUAAGGGCUUAGAGGGCUUACAGCGAGCUUGAGAGCUGCUAAAGGCUUAUGUGAUUGCAAGGGUUCAGUUCCAACCAUGGUCAGAGGUGGCACAUCUGCUCAGCCAUCUCAUUUUAUAGCUAACACUGAUCUCCAGCUCCAGCAGAUGGAACCUACUGCAGAGGAGGUGGGGCCCCCGUGUCAAAGAGGCCAAGGGGCAGCAAGGGCAGCCAGGGCACCUGCGGCUUCUUAGUAUAGGAUUGUCUGUCCUUCACGACUUCCAAGGCUCCCAAGGACUCCCUAAAACCACGCAGCUCAUUGUCAUACCAAUUCCUGCUUUAAUUAAUGGGUCUGAGCAAAUCUUCCUCUAGCUUCAGGAGGGUGGAGAGGGAGUGAUUCCUGUCAUGAGGUCAGACUUCCAGGCUGAUUCACCAAAUGCCAAACUGAAACCUAGCAAAGACUUAUGGAAACAAAUGAGGAUAUUAAAAGACCAAGCACCUCAGUGCCUCUGGGGGCCUGGUUAAGGAGCUUCCGCUCAGCCCACGAUGGUGAGUGGGCCGCCAUAAGCCGUCACUGGGAUUCCAACCCCAGAGGUCCAGGAGUGAUCUCUGAGUGACUCAACAAAGACAGGACACAUGGAGCGCAAAGACAAGCCUUGGUUGUUUCAAAGCUUCCCUGGACUUGAAGCCAGUCAGGGCAGAGGCAUCCGCUAGCAAAUCACUCCCAUGAUGAGACCCUGGAGGACACCAAAUCCUCGGUGUGAUCGGGACUGGACAGUUGCACACAUACAAACGCUGCCACCCUCCACUUCUCAACCCGGAACUGGGAAAGACAUUAGCACAACUUAAGCACUGGGGAAUUGUGUGUAUUUUCCAGCACCUGUGUAUUGGAAAAUCUGUAUGGCAAAUGAUUUACUCAUCUAUUCCUGACCAAAACCACAUUGAAAACAAAGGCAGAAACAUGUA